Molecule: messenger RNA, 1682 nt
Organism: Paramecium pentaurelia
Lineage: Eukaryota; Ciliophora; Oligohymenophorea; Peniculida; Parameciidae
Source: the annotation of a GenBank genome assembly
AUGGGAUCAAUUUGUUAAUCACAUUCUUGUUCAUAUGAAUAUACAACUCAAUUAAGUACUAGUGUAUACUUUCUCAAACCAGUAAUUGAUCAUCAAAUAGAAGAUGAAAUAAUGGAGGAAUCUUUAUCUCCUACAGAUUUCGAAAAAGAAUUCACUACUACUAAAUCUAUGGUACCUAAAUCUCCAGAUUUAAUGUUAAAGUCACCUUAAAAUUCACAUACUCCUAAUGAUUCAGUUGUGAUAUCUAAAUUUCAUAUAACAUCUGAUGAUUUUGUGAAGUUUCGAUAUUAGAACUUUGCUGAUUCUUAUUAAAUAGAAAGAUCAAUAGGUUCUGGAAGCUAUGGAGAAGUGUUUAUUGUUAGAAAUAAGUAAACAAGUAUAUGAAAGGAUAAAUUAAAUUUUAGAUUAAUUGAGAGCAAUGAAAUAGAUAAAAAAACAAUAAAGUUCUUUGAGUAAUAAGUCUUUAAGAGAAAUGGAGAUUCUAUCAAAAUUAGAUCAUCCAUUUAUUGUUAAGGCAAUAGAAGUAUUUCAAGAUGAAUAGAGUUAUAAUAUGAUUUUGGAGUAAAUUUAAAUCAAAUUAAGUAGGUUAUUGUAAGGAACUGAUUUACAGGAAGAUAUUUAGAAUAAUCAUAAUUUUAAUGAAGAGAAGGCAGCUAAAAUAAGUUAUCAAUUAUUAUUGGCAUUAAGUUAUAUUCAUAAUUAGGAAGUGGUUCAUAGAGAUAUUAAACCAGAGAAUAUUCUAUAUCAAUAUAAUAAUGGUAACACUUUAAUUAAACUUAUUGAUUUUGGUAUUUCUACUGAAAUCAAAAAGAAUAGAAAAUUAAGUUCUUAAUUAGGAUCAGUAAGAAAAUCAAAAUUUAUUUAAGAUGUACUUUAUGGCCCCUGAGAUUUUUAGCAAAGAUUAUGGUAAAUAAAUUGAUAUUUGGGCUUGUGGAGUUACUUUAUACUAUUUAGUUCAUAAAAGAUAUCCAUUUAUGGGAAGGACCAAUUAAGAGAUGAAAAAUGCUAUAAAGAGUGGAAAAUUCUAAUUUGAUAAAUAAAUUAGUCCAGAAUUAUAAUGUCUUUUAGGUAAAAUGUUAUAGGUUAAUCCUAAUAAAAGAAUUACUGCUUAAUAAGCAUUAUAAGAGGAUUGGUUUAUUAAACAUAAAUUUAUAAAUUAAAUCAAUUAAUAAUUGAUAUUUAAAUUAAUAAAUUAUCAUUCCACAACUUUAUUUGAAGAAUUAAUAUUCUCUCUAAUUACUUAUUAUUUUUAAAAUUGUGAUGAUCAUGGAUAAGCCAUUUAAACUUUUUUAUUUUUAGAUACAGAUUAAGAUGGUUAGAUAUCUAGAUAGGAAUUCAAGAAAUCAUUAAUUUAAUUAAAUAUUCAUAAUACAGAUUAGUAAAUAGAUGAUUUAUAUAUUACACUUAAUAAAUAAUCAGAUGAUACACUGACUUAUAAGGGUAUUGUUAUUUUAUUAGAUAUAGAAUUUUUAGCAGCAUCAGUAGCAAGAGAUAAAAUUUAAACAAAGAAAUGUUAGAAAUUUUGUUUUUAAUUGAUUGAUCAUGAUCAAGAUGGUAAGAUAUCAGAAUCUGAUUUUUGUCAUUUAAUGGGUAAGAACCAUUCUAAUCUUUGGCAUCUUUUAAAUCCUUCUGAUAGUUUAUAUAUAACAGAAGAGGAAUUUUAUAGUAUGUUUAAAUCAUGA